Molecule: messenger RNA, 2196 nt
Organism: Perkinsus marinus ATCC 50983
Lineage: Eukaryota; Perkinsozoa; Perkinsida; Perkinsidae
Product: protein C14orf155, putative
Exons: 19
Coding region: 38-2128 (696 amino acids)
Source: RefSeq, a predicted model, not a curated record
AUAUCCAUUCAAUUGAAUAAUUGUAUUCCACAAGAAUAUGAGCUGGCUGCAGUCAACAUUGAGUAAAGUGCGGAAACAGUCAGAAUUGGUUGGACGUCAAGUUAGACAGGGCACUCAGCAAAUUGCCUCUGCUACCAGCAAGCUCAUGGAGGACAUCAGUGCGGCUGGUUCUCUCCCGGUAGGAUCCACAACAGGUCUGAGAACUUGUCAGGAGGUGUCGGAGAUGUUAGAGGCAUACAUAGACGAGCUGGGAGCUCAUGGCAGCGCGGUCAGAAGGCUGCCUGGGCUUGUCGAAAGCCUCAACCGGUGGAACGAGGAGAUAGCUCUCGGUAACGAUGCCAAGCAGAGGUUUAUCGACACUCCUGAGGGCGUGUCACCAACUCAACUGCAGAGUAUCCCGCCGAAUCAGAUCACCGCACUUACAUUCAGACAGGUAUUCCUCCGAUCGAAGUGUCUCGAGAAGCUGCUCGGUCUGUGUGCUCGCGAUGCUAGUCUAAGGGUCUUGAUGAGAGAUCUGGCCAGCGUUGGUAGCGCCACUGUAGAGGAGGAGGCAGAAGAGGAGGAGGACAUCACCAUUGAGAAGAUGUUCAGAUUUAUGAUGUACAGACUGCUGGGGCAGUGUCUGAGGGGGCAAGCGACGGUCUGGCAGCAGCUCUUGGAGUCUGUGAUGCAGACAAGUGAGGAUUUGCCGGUGAAUGAGGAGCUUGUUGCCUGGCUCGAGAAGAUGGUCACUGCAUUGAAGCUGGACUGGAAAGAUGAUCACUACCACGACAAGGUGCUGAAUACGAUGAGGAGACUAAAGGCUGACAUGCAGAAGGAAGCUGACAGCCCAGUGUCGUCGACUAGCCCUCAAGUGCCGUCUGCUGCAGUCGCCACUUUGACCUGUCAGCUGCAUCGUACAGUCAGUUUGGCUAAGGAGAGGAGGAUCAAGUCGUUGGCUCAGCGAGAGGCUGCUAUGAAGGAAGUUGUGGAGGAGUGCGAGGCUAAGAUGGUGGAGAUCGAUAAGGAUGUUGAUACGCAGGCGACUGAGAUAGCUGAGCUGGAGGAGCAGGUUAAGAACAUGCAUACGGAGGUUCACGAACAAUUGGAGGCGUUGAAGCCGAAUGGGGAGGAGAUAGAAGGGCAGAUGAAGACGUUGGAGGAGGAGAAGGAGAAGCUGGAGAAGCGUCUAAUGGAAAUCAAUGAGGAGUUGGACACGUUGGCGGCACGCAAGAGUUCGAUUGAGCAGGCAGAGGGACAACUGAUGCGGAGUGAUAAGGAUACGUCGGAGCACUUCGAAGCGAGGAUAGCUGAGCAGCAGCUUCAUCAGCGUCAAGAGGCUGAUCUGAAGGGUUACAUUGCCACAUUCAAAUCGGUGGUGUUGGUGGGGAAUGAUGAGCUCACAUCGGUGUCGGCGAACCAGGUUGCGGAGAUGGACGCUAAGAUGGUGAAGACCAGGGAGAAGGCGGAGACUGGCGCCACUGAGUUCUUGCUCAAGGAAGCCGCUUAUCUGGCCGUGCUGAAGGCCGAGAUGGAGUCGCCGGACUCUCCUGGGGAGCACGUACUGCAACUGCUGAGGCACGCGGAUAAGGCAUGGAUGACGGUGGACAGGUUUGGACGUCAAUACGGGGAGUAUAUAGGAGGCAAGCCUGACGCGGUGGCUGCAUUGGAGCGCGUGUCUGAUCUCUACUCCGCUUGUAAGGAUGCUGCGGAGCCGCACAAGCUGGAGGCGAUGGAGAGAAUACACCGAGGGAUGUCGGAGGAUAUCACUGCGGCUGCUCCUGUGAUGAGUAUAGCUACGCCCAAGUCGAGUGAGGGCGGCAGCAGCCCGCAAGUUCAACCUCCACUGUCGGAGGAACAUAUGAAGGAUGUUGGAUCUCCGGCAAAGAUGGAGGAACCGGGAACUGAACCUGCGCCUAGCGUGGGUGAACCUGGGGUUGUACCUCCUUCGACUACUGAGAAGCAUGCUGAUGAUGGAGCAGAGAAGCCUCCAUUACCACCAGUUGAGGAGAAGAAGGUUGUGCCACCGCCGCCUCCUCCACCACCACGUGAGAGGACCUCUGAGGGCAGAAAGUCGCCACAACAGCAGCAGACGCAGGCCGCUGAGAACUCUGAUGAUGAUGAGAUGUUCGCUGAUCUCCUGAAGUAAAGAUAUUUAUUUCUCCCUCAACUGUUCAGCAUUGCUACUCGUGGUAAUUCUCGAUAAUUUCGUCUGAC